CAAUCCAAAAAUAUAGAAAAAAUAACAACAAAAUUUACACAUUACACAUAGAAGAGAAGAGAAGAGAAAGGUUGGGUGAAGGGAGAAAUGGAAGACGGCAAGAGUAUGGGUCGAAAGGAGAAGAGGAAGGCAAUGAAGAAAAUGAAGCGGAAGCAGACGAGGAAGGAGGCGGCGGAGAGUGAACGACGGGAGGAGGAGGACCGCCUCAACGAUCCGGAGGAGCAGAGGCGGAUGCAAUUGCUGGAGCAGGAGGAGGCGGAGAGAAUGCAGAGGGACACGAUCCUCUUUCAGGAGAGGGAGAAGGCUUUCAUGGAUAUGAUAAUCACCCGACAACGACAGCAGCAGCAGCAGCAAGAACGAGACCAAGAGCAGAGCAUCGACCACGACAACGAAUUUGAAUACGUGGUUCAGGAAGAAGGCCCUCCGGAGAUUAUUUGGCAAGGAAACGAGAUCAUCUUCAAUAAGAAACAGCUCAGAGUCAGGGUUCCGGACACCGACACCCACAAUAACUAUUCGCAGCAGAAUGACGACAUUAGACCUACAUCCAAUCCCUUACCCCCGGAAUCGGAAUCGGAAUCGCGCACUCAGAACCUCCAGGACGUUGCUCAACAAAUACCCAAUUUCGGAACGGAACAGGAUAAAGCUCAUUGCCCUUUUCAUCUAAAAACGGGAGCAUGUCGCUUUGGUAGGCGCUGUAGUAGAGUCCAUUUUAUCCCUGAUAAAUCCUCCACUCUUCUAAUGGAAAACAUGUACAACGGUCCUGGCCUUGCUUGCGAUCGGGACCAAGACGAGGGCCUCGAGUAUACAGAUGAAGAGAUUGAUCGCUGCUUUGAAGAAUUUUAUGAGGAUGUCCACACAGAAUUCUUGAAGUUUGGGGAAAUUGUGAACUUCAAGUUUGCAGCUAUGCCCGACCUUUGUCAGUGUGGCCCUGUUCUGUAUUUUCUGCCCAUUCAUGUUCCCACUAUAACUACAAGGGUUAGCCAUCAGCCAUUUUUUGGCCAAGAAAACCCAAACCAAAAUAACCCAAGGACACAGUAUUUUUCUUGUCUUUGUUAGAAUGAGUAUUAAAUUUGGGUAGAAAGUAGUUGUGUUGGGAAUUACUAUCUAUUGUACCUAUGAGUUGUACCUAGGUUUCUAGUUCAGCCUUUUGAUCUUUCAUCUUCUCAUUGUAUCAGUUUUUUAUCAUUAUAAGUAUGAGAUCAUAAGUGGGGUCUUUGAAGCCCUCUAGAAUAUAUUUUCUCUCUUAUUAAUCUUAAGUUGGUAUUAGAGCUAGUAAAUCUCGCUCUUGGUCUGAGUCUUCUUCUAUGUCUAUUGCCACAAUUUUCUUCAGGAGCCAUUGGAACUAGAGUGUCUCCCUAAGCAAUGAACAACCUCAUCAGUCCCUGAGCCUAUCUCUACUCCAUGCGCCUCCACACAUGCACUUUCUCCUCGCUACUAUUGGGCAUGUGAGGUACAAGUGCCGCCUUCCUCUCACCAGAGCAACGUCGAGACUCCUAGUUCGGGCAUAACGGACCUCCCCAGUGUCGUUUUAGUCCUUGGUCGUCUUUUUUUUUUCUGAUGUGGUUAACGGGUUUGCUUAGUGGCUAAUUCUAUGUCCCUGUUAGUUUCCUCCAACUUUGACUGAAAUGUCUACUGGAACUACUAUUUCCUCUGGAAUUCCUUCCAUUACCCCUGGGAAACUAAAUGGGAAAAAGUAUGUGUUGUGGUUUGCCUUUGUUGAAAUGUGGUUCGUUGGCCAAGGUCACCAUGACUACCUUGAACCAGAUGGAAGUAAUGUGCCUUUUGAGCAAGUUGAACCGUGAAAGUGAAUUGAAUUCAGUUGUGUGUUACUGUGAUAGUCUGCAGAACCUUAAUUAUUGGGUACUCUUAGAUCUUUUAAAACUUGCAACUCUUUUUGGAAAAAAGGCUCAAAAUAUUUAUGCAAACCAUAUCCAAUGAUUAGGUGUCUUUCAUGAGUGAAGCUCAAUUUGCAGUUGAAGAAUUAAAUAUGUUUUUGGAGGUUGAGUCAUUGGAUGAGAAUAAGAAGAAACUAGAAAAUACAUGGUGAUGAUCCUUUUUGCUGUACAUCUUGACUUUGAUCAUAUUAGAGAUAAACUUUUAACAAGUCAUGAAGUUCUUUCCAAUGAAAGUUUGACCACACAACUCCUUCGGAUUCCAACACUUCAAAGAAAAGAUGUUCAUGAACAUGUGGAACCUUCUAUUAUGGUUUUUGCAUGUGGAAGAGGAGGACACAAUGAUAGAGGAAGACAUGGUCAUCCGCAGGAUGUCCUUAUAAGAGAAUGUCACAUUCAAGAAAAUUACUUCUCCUUGCACGACUUUCCGAACAAGAUAGCCAAUGUCUCAAAAGCUGAAGUGUUGACCCUAAAUUCUCUGAUGAAGAAUACUAAGACUUGAGAAUUAAACUGUAAA
This is a messenger RNA of Vigna umbellata (rice bean), 2409 nucleotides long. The record is from RefSeq and is a predicted model, not a curated record. NCBI's taxonomy places the organism in Eukaryota, Viridiplantae, Streptophyta, Magnoliopsida, Fabales, Fabaceae.